AUGGCGACGGCUGCUUCGCCAACUCCCAUGGGAGGAGCCGGUCCUAUCCGCCGGACGUCGCAGCGACAGCAGGUCUUGCGCCAACCUCCCUCACGAUCGGCCGUGGCCAGGAGCGAGAGCCAGCAGGCGUCUUCGUUCCACGCCCGAAACAACCCGAAGCAAUUCAACGACGACAGCUCCGAAGACGAGAUUCCCGUGCCUAUGAAGCUCAGCGCCCUCACCAAGGCGCUUCUCAACGACGGCCAGCCCGAGUCCUCUCAGCCAUCAGAGCGACCGCCCUCACCACCGCGAACACGAAGACGGAUCAGCCAAUUGAACGCAUCGACAUCGUCCGUUUCUGAGAGGGGGCGGCAUUUGACAUCUACCAGCGGGCAACCCGAGGACAAAAACUCGAGAGCCUCGAGUCCCGCCAGGGAUCGUGGUGCGAGCCCCGUCACAAGGAAGAGGGUAGUGAGGCUCAGCAACACUCCGCAGAGCCUGAGCCAGAUCCAGCCUUCCAAGAGACGCUCAAGCUCCUUCUCUCGAUCGACGCAGCGCCAUCAGCAGACCAGUCGACCGUCCAGUAGGGAAAAGUCGGCCGAUGAAAAGCCAGAGCCACAGGCGGACAUCAACACACCCGCUCAUGGCAACCGUAUCGUGAGAAUAUCUACAAACUCUUCUGGCAAUCGCAGUAGAAUGGGAUCAACAGGCCUGUCCUCGGGGCGCUCAUUUGAUCGAUCUGUUGUGGACAAGUCUGCCGGUGAAAUGGACUAUGAGCAAGAAGAGAUCCCUCAAACCGUUGCGCGAGACACAGCGCUGGCCGCUAGCUAUGGCAGUGUAUCACGAUAUAACUCAGCGGUAAGAGGCCGACUGGAUGAUAAUGCCAAUCCGCAAAGCUCGAUGCGCGUCAAGCGCGUUGGGAAGAUCCCUGGAACGUUUCUUAGUGGACCAGCACGGCGUGGCAGGCGGAGGCAAAGUGAUGAGGAUGCUGGAGAUGAGGGAGAGAUGGAUCAGUACAAUCCCCAACAGGAACAAGAUAACAACGUCGUGGACGACAUGCCGGAUGUUGCCUACUAUCCCGAUGGAAUUCGGGACUUCAAUUCUGGAAGUCCUGUCAGUGCCAGUGCUUCGGCUAGGGCCCUCCACAGGAGACACCUCUCUAGCAUGGACUCCCGGGGGUCUGGGUCUGGGUCUGGACGUCCCUCGCCGCGGGGCAUUGAGCUCGAAUCGGAGCCCCAGCGGUAUCAGCCAAUGCAGAGGGAUAACGAGGAGGCGGAAGAGGAGGAAGAGAUACCGUAUAGGAAAUCAGUGCUGCGCGCCGAACUGCCUUCAGCCCAUGAUCAAGAAAACGACGCUCACCGGAGCUAUAAGAGGCCCAAGUCGUCCUUUGAUGAUGGGAUGGACAAGGCUCCGCCACGACCCAUGAGCGUCGACCCUAUUCCAGCCCGGCCUACCUCACCAGAGCGAAAGCCCCUGGCGCCUGUUGCCAACAACACACCUCAACGACCAGCUCCCCCACCUCCUCCCAAGAUGUCCGUCAUGGAGGCAGCUACAUCAACGACUGGCGCUGCAGCCGCGGCCGCCUCAACGAAGCACCGGAGGAACGUGUUGCGGGUGAAUGGAAAGACUUAUACUAGGCUUGAUUGCCUUGGCCGUGGUGGCAGUGCCAAGGUGUAUCGUGUAACCGCCGAGAAUGGACAAAUGUUUGCUCUCAAGCGCGUGGCGUUGGAAAACGCCGAUGAGCUCACCAUCAAAGGGUACAAGGGCGAGAUAGACCUCCUUGGAAGACUCGAAGGGGUGGAUCGGGUUAUUAACCUGCAUGCCUACGAGAUGAAUACAGAGAAGCAGGUGCUCAGUUUGGUUAUGGAAAUGGGUGAAAGGGAUUUGAACGCCCUCCUUGCUAGUCGCCAGAGCCCCGAGACUUCCAGGUUCGACCCCGUAUUCGUUCGCUUCUACUGGAAGGAGAUGCUCGAGUGCCUGGCCGCCGUUCACCAGUAUGACAUUGUUCACUCGGACCUGAAGCCCGCCAACUUUGUUCUCGUCAAGGGCAGACUCAAACUCAUUGAUUUCGGCAUUGCCAACGCCAUCCAGACGGACGAAACCGUGAAUGUGCAUCGCGAAACCCAAGUCGGCACACCCAACUACAUGUCCCCCGAGUCCCUGCUAGACUCCAACAACCCGCGCGGCGGUCGUCUCCCCGGCCGCCCAAAGCUGAUGAAACUCGGAAAAUCCAGCGACGUCUGGUCACUGGGCUGUAUCCUCUACCAAAUGGUCUACGGCAUGCCGCCCUUUGGCCACAUUGCGAACCAGAUGGCGAGAUGCCAGGCCAUCAUAAACUGGGAUCAUCACAUUGAGUUCCCCUCUCGUGGCAUGGGCGGUGCUCCCGUUCCACCUUCGCUUAUUAGGACCCUGAGGCGAUGCCUCAACCGAGACCACCACAUGCGACCGACGUGCGAGGAACUCCUUUAUGAUAGCGAUCCGUUCCUGUACCCUGCAGAAAUAAACAGCGACAAAGCUCUUCCCAUCGACGAGGAACUCUUGGGUAGAAUCAUCCAGAGCGUUGUCUCAAGGUGCCGAGAGCGCAUGCCGACAGAAUCAGAGGGUGCGACCGUCUGGCCGCAGGCAUACUGGAACAGCAUACGGAAAUCAAUGGCAAACAGGCAACAAUAA
Messenger RNA from Trichoderma aggressivum f. europaeum, 2649 nucleotides. RefSeq lists its product as uncharacterized. The transcript has 2 exons. The record is from RefSeq and is a predicted model, not a curated record. Bases 1 to 2649 code for a protein of 882 amino acids. NCBI's taxonomy places the organism in Eukaryota, Fungi, Ascomycota, Sordariomycetes, Hypocreales, Hypocreaceae. Gene Ontology annotation, biological process: meiotic spindle assembly checkpoint signaling; peptidyl-serine phosphorylation; protein localization to kinetochore. Gene Ontology annotation, molecular function: protein serine/threonine kinase activity; ATP binding; protein serine/threonine/tyrosine kinase activity. Gene Ontology annotation, cellular component: nucleus; kinetochore.